GCUUCUUAGAAUACGGGUGGGGGACAAUGUCAACAUUGUUGGAGCAGAGUAACGACGAUAUAGCAACUGUAAUUUUAUACAAACAGAAGGCAGGACCCUUCAAUCGAAGAUGAUUUCUUUCUUUGAAGGCAGGCCCAACCAUGGGGAAGUCUCUGUUUUCCUUGCCAAAGCAAAAAGAGGAGCAGGAGAACCUGACUGAAAACACAGAGUCUCCCAUUGAGGACAAUAAACAUGACGUGUCACAGUUUCCAUAUGUUGAAUUCACAGGCAGAGACAGCAUCACCUGUCCUACUUGUCAAGGGACGGGGAGGAUACCUAGAGACCAAGAAAACCAGCUAGUUGCUCUGAUACCAUACAGUGACCAGAGGCUGAAGCCAAGACGAACGACAUUGUACGUGUCUUUAUCAGUCGUUCUGUGUCUGCUACUUUCUGGUUUGGCUGUAUUCUUCCUGUUCCCUCGAGCUAUUGAUGUCUCUUAUGUUGGGGUGAAGUCAGCCUACGUCACAUACGACCGAGACCAGCGGAUAAUUUAUCUAAAUAUCACGAAUACCCUGAACAUCACCAACAAUAAUUACUACCCAAUACACGUUGCCAACAUCACAGCACAGGUGCAGUUCUACAAGACUGUUAUCGGAAAGUCUGUUGUCAGUAAUGUCACCACUAUCACCCCCCUGGAUAUGCGUCAGGUUGAUUACACUGUUCCCACCAUCAUAGCAAAUGAGAUGAACUACAUAUUUGACUUCUGUACCAUGCAGUCAAUUAAAGUGCAUAACAUUGUUGUCAUGAUGCAGAUGACUGUAACUGUCUUGUACUUUGGCCACGCUGAGCAGGUGUCUCAGGAGAAGUACCUGUACGUGGACUGUGGCUCAAACACCACGUCUUCACGUGGACACAUGAGUGUGAUACAGUGACGCCCCUCCGUAUGACCCACAGUCCCCCAUGUUCCCAUGUCGUGAAACAAAAGCUUGUCCUGAGUGUUACAAAUGGCAGAAGAUGAAGUCUGUACUGUAGGGUGACAACGUCAGGAUUGAUCAGCAAGUUUCAGCCAGAGCACUGAUGUCUUUCUACACCAUCAUUAUCGAUUCUUUAGCACAGCACUGAAGGUUUUGCUUGGAUAGACAGAAGCACUUUAGUACAUUUUGGGAGAAGGGAUGACAGCAGCAGAAUAUUUUACAUAGAGCUGCAAACACUCAAACCACUUUGACUACUCCGUUACAAUUUUAUUUUUUCUUGUGCGUUUGUUUUGUAAUGUUAAACAGUGUGCUGCAAUUUCCAUUCGGUCAUGCCGAUUUUAUUGUUAUUUAGCUCUUUGCGGAGCAGGUACUCUUUUGAUUUCUUUGGACUAUGGUGUUAACAUACAACAACAUGCCAGCUUUCAGAAGUUCAUGAGUUUAUGGGAAUUUUGUAUUAAUCCAUAUUUUUUCAACAUCUAAGACUGCAGUAAUUUAAAAAAAUAAAAUUCCACAAUAUCUGUUCUAAGGGAAUGUUUAGAAUGAAGGUCUAAACUACGUUUAAAAAACAAA
Messenger RNA from Sinocyclocheilus rhinocerous, 1523 nucleotides. RefSeq names its product transmembrane protein 106B-like. The transcript is spliced from 8 exons. The record is from RefSeq and is a predicted model, not a curated record. Bases 141 to 911 code for a protein of 256 amino acids. Lineage: Eukaryota; Metazoa; Chordata; Actinopteri; Cypriniformes; Cyprinidae.